This is a messenger RNA of Vitis vinifera (wine grape), 2522 nucleotides long. RefSeq names its product trifunctional UDP-glucose 4,6-dehydratase/UDP-4-keto-6-deoxy-D-glucose 3,5-epimerase/UDP-4-keto-L-rhamnose-reductase RHM1. Gene Ontology annotation, biological process: auxin export across the plasma membrane; UDP-rhamnose biosynthetic process; flavonol biosynthetic process. The record is from RefSeq and is a predicted model, not a curated record. Bases 162 to 2189 code for a protein of 675 amino acids. NCBI's taxonomy places the organism in Eukaryota, Viridiplantae, Streptophyta, Magnoliopsida, Vitales, Vitaceae. The transcript has 3 exons. Gene Ontology annotation, molecular function: UDP-glucose 4,6-dehydratase activity; UDP-L-rhamnose synthase activity; dTDP-glucose 4,6-dehydratase activity.
AUAUAAAUUGCGUAAGCCUCCCUGACUCUGGAUCUUCGUGGUUUCUUCUCCAUUCUGUCCGAAUCCACCCCCUUUUAUCUCUAGAGACUUUAUAUUUUCUCCCUCUAAAGUUUCAAUAAUCCCAUUGGUCUUGAUCUGAGAGCAAUUUAUUCUGCUUUGAUAUGGCUACACACACACCCAAGAACAUCCUCAUUACGGGGGCUGCUGGAUUCAUUGCAUCCCAUGUUGCUAACCGGCUUAUCAGGAAUUACCCAGACUACAAGAUUGUUGUGCUUGACAAGCUUGAUUACUGUUCGAAUCUCAAGAACCUCCUUCCCUCUAAAUCAUCCCCUAACUUUAAGUUUGUCAAGGGAGACAUUGGCAGUGCUGACCUUGUCAACUUCCUUCUCAUCACUGAGUCCAUUGACACAAUAAUGCACUUUGCAGCCCAGACUCAUGUUGACAACUCCUUUGGUAACAGCUUUGAGUUCACCAAAAAUAAUAUCUAUGGUACUCAUGUCCUUCUAGAAGCCUGCAAAGUCACUGGCCAGAUCAGGAGAUUCAUCCAUGUUAGCACAGAUGAAGUCUAUGGAGAGACAGAUGAAGAUGCUGUUGUAGGAAACCAUGAGGCUUCUCAACUCCUUCCGACAAACCCAUACUCAGCAACAAAAGCUGGUGCAGAAAUGCUUGUUAUGGCCUAUGGUAGGUCGUAUGGCUUACCUGUUAUAACUACCCGAGGGAACAAUGUUUAUGGGCCCAAUCAAUUUCCUGAGAAAUUAAUUCCAAAGUUCAUCCUCUUGGCAAUGAGAGGAAAGCCUCUUCCAAUACAUGGGGAUGGAAGUAAUGUGCGUAGUUAUCUCUACUGUGAGGAUGUUGCUGAGGCUUUUGAAGUCAUUCUUCACAGAGGAGAGGUUGGCCAUGUGUACAACAUUGGGACUAAGAAAGAAAGGAGGGUGAUUGAUGUGGCCAAAGAUGUAUGCAACCUCUUCUCAAUGGACCCAGAGACAAGCAUAAAGUUUGUGGAGAAUAGACCAUUUAAUGACCAAAGAUACUUUCUAGAUGAUCAGAAGCUAAAGAUCUUGGGCUGGUCAGAGCGGACUACAUGGCAAGAGGGGCUGAAGAAGACAAUGGAAUGGUAUAUCAACAAUCCUAAUUGGUGGGGUGAUGUCUCUGGAGCAUUGCUUCCUCAUCCAAGAAUGCUGAUGAUGCCUGGUGGGAUUGAAAGACAUUUUGAUGGCUCCGAAGAUAGUGAUUCUACAGCUUCUCCUGUCUCAAGUAAUCUUAACCAGACCAGAAUGGUGGUACCAGUUCCCAAAAGCGUCAGUUCUCCCCGCAAGCCAUCCUUGAAGUUCUUGCUUUAUGGUAGGACUGGGUGGAUUGGGGGUCUACUUGGAAAGCUGUGUGAGAAGCAAGGGAUUCCAUAUGAGUAUGGAAGAGGGCGUCUAGAGGAUCGGGCAUCUCUCUUGGCGGAUAUUCAGAAUGUUAAGCCAACACAUGUUUUUAAUGCUGCUGGCGUGACUGGCAGACCCAAUGUUGAUUGGUGUGAAUCUCAUAAACCAGAAACAAUCCGCGCCAACGUUGCUGGAACUCUGACCUUGGCAGAUGUUUGCAGAGAACAUGGACUCCUAAUGAUGAAUUUUGCUACUGGGUGUAUAUUUGAGUAUGAUGCUGCACAUCCAGAGGGUUCUGGCAUCGGAUUUAAAGAGGAAGACACACCAAAUUUUGCCGGUUCUUUCUAUUCAAAAACCAAGGCCAUGGUUGAGGAACUCUUAAAAGAAUUUGACAAUGUUUGCACCCUCAGAGUUCGAAUGCCAAUAUCAUCUGACCUCAACAACCCACGCAACUUCAUUACAAAGAUCUCUCGUUAUAACAAAGUGGUUAACAUCCCAAACAGCAUGACCGUCCUGGAUGAGCUUCUACCCAUUUCAAUUGAAAUGGCAAAGCGUAAUUGCAGGGGUAUAUGGAACUUCACAAACCCUGGAGUUGUAAGCCAUAAUGAGAUUCUCGAGAUGUACAAGAGUUACAUCGACCCCAACUUUAAGUGGGCCAACUUCACACUGGAAGAGCAGGCCAAGGUUAUAGUUGCCGCCCGAAGCAAUAAUGAGAUGGAUGCCUCCAAGUUGAAAAAUGAGUUCCCUGAGUUGCUCCCAAUCAAGGACUCAUUGAUCAAGUAUGUAUUUGAGCCCAAUCAGAAAAGCCUUGCAGCAUAAGCAUUUUACAGUAGUAGACCACAGGUCUGAUCUCAUCAAAUCUCAUUAGGUAAUAUGGUUUGGAUUACAUCUAUAUAAUGUUUAUCAGUUUCAGUCAUAUUAUUCAUUUUUAGCUUCAUCCCAAUAUUUCUAUUGCUCUAGACAGGGAUUAGGAUAAAUUCUUCUAGUUUUUCUCCUUUCCAGAUUCUAGUUGAGUUUUGGUUUGCUUAAUGUUCUCUUCUCUAUGGGCAACUUUUGAGUAGGUUCUUUAUAUAUUUUAGUCCCAUCCUGUAAACUUUCAGGUGUGUAACUUUGGAUUCUGUUAUAUGAAUUAGCUGUCCCAUUUAUUUUUAA